AUGCGGUGGUUAUGGUACGCGAGCACAGGCCAACCCUAUAAGGUGAGCUGCUUGAUGUUGAUGUGGGCGCUCUUGAAUGUGGGGAUCGCCAACUCCUUGCUGCCCGUGUCCAUUGCGGCGCAGGUGCUCAUGGGAACGGUUUACACGUUCUGUAUUAAAGCCAACAACGACCUCAGCGUCUUCUACUCUUUGGGCUCCACGGAAACUUUCUUAGCCAUGCAAACGUUGGGCCGAAAUGCCGAGUCGCUUGGUGCUUUCUUGGCAGGCCUUGUGGCUAUGCAGCUCUAUGAGGGGAUUCAUCCUGUUGCUCCCUUCUUCGCGUGCGCUGGAGUUACCUUUGUCAUUCUGCUGCUCUAUACGACAUGCUUCUGCCGGCGGCUUGGUUUCGGGCAGAACAUUGACGCAGCAGAGGAGGCGCGGUGCCAGCGCUUGAAGAUCAACCGCGAGAUUUCUUGGGGUUCGCGAGCAUGA
This is a messenger RNA of Symbiodinium pilosum, 471 nucleotides long. NCBI's taxonomy places the organism in Eukaryota, Dinophyceae, Suessiales, Symbiodiniaceae. The record is from the annotation of a GenBank genome assembly.